Molecule: messenger RNA, 1504 nt
Organism: Brassica oleracea var. oleracea
Lineage: Eukaryota; Viridiplantae; Streptophyta; Magnoliopsida; Brassicales; Brassicaceae
Product: phosphoserine aminotransferase 1, chloroplastic
Exons: 1
Coding region: 54-1349 (431 amino acids)
Biological process (GO): L-serine biosynthetic process
Cellular component (GO): chloroplast stroma; cytoplasm
Molecular function (GO): O-phospho-L-serine:2-oxoglutarate transaminase activity; pyridoxal phosphate binding
Source: RefSeq, a predicted model, not a curated record
UCAGACAGAUCUGCAAUAAAAAGCGAAUCUCAAAAACUCACUCACUCACAAUCAUGGCGGCGUCAACAAACUCUUUCCUCGUCGGAAACAACAAUCAGAUCCCGUCUUUAAAACCCAAAUCCACAUCUCAAUCCCUCCUCCACCUCGCCAAACCAAACACCUUGCACCUCGCCGGAAAAACCAAACCCGCAUCCGUCAGAUGCGUCUCCUCCCCGACCCAAAUCCAAGACGGAGCCAGAUCCGCCCCCACCGGAUCGCAAGACCGCGUCUUCAACUUCGCGGCGGGCCCCGCCACUCUCCCGGAGAACGUCCUCCUCAAAGCUCAGGCGGAUCUAUACAACUGGCGCGGAUCGGGGAUGAGCGUGAUGGAGAUGAGCCACAGAGGGAAAGAGUUCCUCUCCAUCAUCCAAAAAGCCGAAUCGGAUCUCCGCCAGCUCCUCGAGAUUCCCUCCGAAUAUUCCGUUUUGUUCUUGCAAGGCGGCGCCACGACCCAGUUCGCCGGUUUGCCUCUCAAUCUCUGCAAACCGGACGAUGCCGUCGAUUUCGUCGUAACCGGUUCGUGGGGUGACAAAGCCGUGAAGGAAGCGAAGAAGUAUUGCAAGACCAACGUGAUCUGGUCUGGUAAGUCCGACAAGUACACAAAGGUUCCGUCUUUCGAUGCGCUGGAGCAGAGUCCCGACGCUAAGUAUCUGCAUAUAUGCGCUAACGAGACUAUCCAUGGAGUUGAGUUUAAGGACUAUCCUGUCGUUAGAAACCCUAACGGGUUCUUGGUGGCUGACAUGUCUUCCAACUUCUGUUCGAAGCCGGUUGAUGUGUCUAAGUUCGGUGUGAUCUACGGUGGUGCUCAGAAGAACGUUGGUCCGUCCGGUGUGACGAUCGUGAUAAUCAGGAAAGAUCUGAUCGGUAACGCUCAGGAGAUCACUCCAGUGAUGCUUGACUACAAGAUUCACGAUGAGAACAGUUCCUUGUACAACACGCCUCCUUGCUUCGGGAUUUACAUGUGUGGGCUCGUGUUUGAGGAUCUGUUGGACCAAGGCGGGUUGAAGGAAGUGGAGAGGAAGAAUCAGAGGAAAGCUGAUUUGCUUUAUAACGCUAUUGAAGAGAGCAAGGGGUUUUUUAAGUGUCCGGUUGAGAAGUCGGUGAGGUCGUUGAUGAAUGUGCCUUUUACUUUGGAGAAGUCUGAGUUGGAAGGGGAGUUUAUUAAGGAAGCGGCUAAGGAAAAGAUGGUGCAGCUUAAAGGGCAUAGGUCUGUGGGAGGUAUGAGAGCUUCUAUUUAUAAUGCUAUGCCUUUGGCUGGUGUUGAGAAGCUUGUUGCUUUCAUGAAAGAUUUUCAGGCUAAGCAUGCCUAAGUCUAUUUGUGUUUCUUUCUUUUUGUUUUGCAUUUUGGCUAUGUUGGUUGGGUGAUAUUGUGAUAAGCUGAUGCUUAUGAUUUGCUUCUAGUAAUAAUGUAUCAAAAUCUUGCUCACGUUUGGUAACAACAAAGAUCUCAUAAUCUCUUUAUAAC